AUGGUCCUUUGCAUGCAAAAGUUACUCAGCAUUGCUACGGGAGCUGAACCAGCACCAGUUGCACUUACCAGCAAAGAAGCAAAAGACAGCAUCAAAGUGUCCCAACAGGCCGAAAAAAUGGCAAAAUGGAAGCAGCGGGACAACAAGGCAUUCUUGCAAAUCACCCUCAAUAUGGAGGAUGGUGUCAUGAACAACAUUGUUGAUACAACAUUGGCAAACAAAGCCUGGACGCGGAUUAUCAAGCGCUGGGAAGGCAAGGGCAUGCAAUUGCUGUCCUUCCUAUACCAACAAUUAAUGAGCACAAAAAUUGAGGAAGAAGAGGACCUUACCACCGGGUUCAAUUUGAUAAAAUCAACAGUCUCAAAAAUCAAGACACUUGGAGAGUCCAUCAGCAAUUUCCUACUUGCUCAGAUAAUCAUGAAUGCGCUCCCACCAUCCUAUGCAAUUGUCAGCACCGUCAUCCAGACAUCUACGCAGCAGGCAGCCAUCACAUCCAAUGCCAUAUGCAAAGCCACAUUACAAGAGGAAGAACGUCGGCAAAAAGGUGGAGGGAUUACCGCAAUGUUUGCGCAAUUGUUGAAGGGCAAAUCUAUGACAAGAAAAUCAGCAAGGAACAACCCAAAAGGGAAGAGGAAGGACUUAGGUCCCCCUUGCGCCAACUGCUCAAAGCCUGGUCACACCAAGCAGGAAUGCUGGGCAAAAGGCGGUGGAGCCAAAGGCACUGGUCCCUGGCAGAGACAGCAGAACUCAAAGCAGUCAAAGGACAAGUCCAACAAGUCCCAAGCCAACACAUCAAAAGGCAACUCCGCUAAGGUUGCCGUAACAGAUAAAUCAGGCAAUUCCUCUGUAGGCCCCAAGAUAUAUGCGCUCACUGUAUUGGACAAAUUGUCACAUAACAAGAACACCUGGCUACUUGAUUUGGGUGCAUCAAGACACAUGACGCCAAAUCGGCAUUGGUUCUACACCUACCAGACACUAACACCACCAAUCCAAAUUCAAGUGGGCAAUGGGAACUUGAUCCCUGCAAUUGGUGUUGGCCAAGUUCAUGUAAUGUUAUACAACCGUCACGGCGUCAAAACUCCUGCGUUCAUAAAAACUCACCCAGGAGGCACCAAUGUGCUCUUCUGUAAAUCAUUUGGCGCAAUUCUUGUAGGUGACCAAGGCAACGGGCCUGAAAUAGGCUUUGCUAGAGAAACAUCUGGUCAGCUAUACAAAGUUAAAUGCGUUGUAAAACAUACCAAGGUUGACACAUACAUGGCUAUUGUUGAGUCCAAAAGCAUCAACAACAGGGACAAUAUUGAUGCAGGUGAAUUUGUUGCAUAUGCCACCGGGAAAAUUGCACACGCAGACCUCAAGACCUGGCACAGACAAUUGGGUCAUGUCAGCUAUGAGUACGUUCUUGACAUGUUUUGGAACGGCUCAGUACAUGGAAUGGACAUUGUAGGAAAGCGCUCACCUCCACAAUCUCCAUGCAAACCUUGCCUCAAAGGCAAACAUGCAUGUGCACCAUUUGUUCCAUCACAAUCCACCUUGUCUGCAGUCCUUCAACUUAUGCAUAGCAAUCUCCACGGCCCAGCUGCAGUCCAAGGGAUUGGCAGGAUUUGA
Molecule: messenger RNA, 1605 nt
Organism: Rhizoctonia solani
Lineage: Eukaryota; Fungi; Basidiomycota; Agaricomycetes; Cantharellales; Ceratobasidiaceae
Product: Retrovirus-related Pol polyprotein from transposon TNT 1-94
Exons: 2
Coding region: 1-1605 (534 amino acids)
Molecular function (GO): nucleic acid binding; zinc ion binding
Source: RefSeq, a predicted model, not a curated record